AUACACGUUUCAACCUCAACGCCGAUCAGUCUGCGCGAAAACUCUACCCGGUGAGGUUGCUCUCCACUCACACAAACAGUUAUUUCAUUUAAAGAUUUUUUGUUAAAGUUUUAACAACAGAAUUUAAAUAAUUAUAAUUUUUUUAAUUAUUGUAUUAUAUCAAGUACCGAAUAAUUAACAAACAAGUGAUUGUUUCAUUUUUAAUUAAAAUACAAAAAUAUCAAUGGUAAAAGGUGGACGAUAACUUAAACUUCGCAUUAAGGCGCUAAAAGUUUAUAAUUAUUGCUAAACGGAGAUUGUAAUAGAGAUAACGUUAAUAACGAUAAUCCCCGCGGAACAACGGGGUAAAAGAUACAUUAAGAGGGACAUUGAUUCUACCUAUAACAUUAAAGUUUAUUUAAAUAUCCAGACAAUGCAGAGCGAGGUGCGACAGAGACCGAUCGAGCACUCGUGCACAGAAUCAUUGCCGGAUAUUGCAGUGACCAUGGCCACUGGACAAGAAAUUCAUGAUGUCUUUAGUUUGAUCGUGGAUGAUGUCGACUCAUCGUCAAUAUUAAGUGAAACCCCCGACACGGAAGGUCUAUCAACAGAAAGCAAUAGCUCCCGCAAUUCGGCAUCACAAACACCACUGGAUAGUCCUGGUGGUCCACGAGAGAGGAUUAAACAAAUUCAGGUCGAGGCUGAAACACGUCGAGACGAAUUUGCCAGACUACUUGAAGAACACGCACAAGUUGUACGAAAAUUAAAGAUGAUGGAAGCAGAAGAGCAACUCUCAUCAUCGACUAAUAAUGUUGUUGAUCCAGCACAAGCAUGAUUUCAAAAAUUUUUUUAUUUAAACAUUUAAUGGGACCACAUCAGCUAUACCAAUUAUUAAAUAUUUAUUUAUCAUUAAUCGUUUGUAAGAUUACCGUUUUUUAUUAUUUUUAUUUUAUUUGCUGAUGACGUCCUCCAGGUAUUAGAUUUCGUGAUAAUUUAUUUAUUUAAAGUUUAAACAGUACUUAUUCCAAGCACAAAGAGUGUUUAAGAAUUUAUUAUGUUGACUCAAUAAUUUAUAAAGAAAAUUGAGAUUUAAUUUUUUUUUUUUUUUUUUUUUUUUUCUUCCCAUUGUAUUAAUAAUGUCUACUCUUGUUUCUCGAUUUGCUCUUGUAUUAUCUCUUGUGUCACCUGACAUACGACAAUAAUGAAGAAUGUGUUGAUGUUAUGCACGUGUUUAUAAAUAAAAAAUAAAAUAAUAAUUUGAUUUCAAUAAAAAUAAAAUAUAAAGAAAUAUUAAGUUUUGCAUAACAUCGGUGGCCUAAUGAUUUUUUGUACAAAAUAAAAGUAUACUAAAGGUGAUAAAGAUUUAAAUCGAGAAAUAAAACCAGGCAUUUAAAUUAAAUCUCACUAGUUAAACACAAUAGAAUUUCAUUGUAAUUAUAAACAAUAAUAAUCAUUAUUAUUAUUAAUCCAGAGUAAAAUUUGACAGCUGAUAGUAUUAUCACGAGUCAUAUGUACUGAGUGAGUUGAUCACGUUGUUAAUUAAAAAAACAUUAUCAAUUUAUAUAUCGACAGUAACAAUAAUAAUAAUAAUAAUAAUAAUAAUAAUAAAAAUAAAACUGUGUAGAAUAUAAUAUACAUAUACAUAUGUAUGUAAAGCUAUAUUUAGAUAAAUGUGAAUCCGCUUUUUAAAUAAACAAUUUUGUUUUUAUAACUAAUAUUUAAUUUUAUUAUUUUUAUUUGCGAUAUCUAUAAGAUAUUAUAUUUUAAAAUAAUACUUAAAUUAUUUGGUGCUGUAAAUUUUUUUAAGUAUUAAAUAAAUUAAAAGCUGCAAUUUAAUAAUUGCAUGAAGCAGGUAUCUUGGCAAUAAUUCUUUUAAGUGAAAAAUAAUAACUAAAAUAAAAUAAUACAUAAAUGAAGGAAGACUGGAGAGCGAGAUACAAAUAUAUUUAAAAAUUAUUUUUAGUCUUUUCGUUAUACUUAGAUUGUAUCGUGCUAAUUAAUAAAUAAUUAUUAAUAUUAAUAAAAAUAAUAUUAGUGUUAAAUAUAUGUAUAAAUCUUAGUAAUAUAAUUAUUUGAGUAAUUAUUUUUAGCGAUAUACAAUUUAUCAAUUUUGUAAUGAAGCAUUUGUAUAAAGUUAAAAAAAAAAAAUAUUGAUAGCUUUUAACAAAACAUACUAAACAUUUUUGUUUACAAAGUUUUAUUUGUACUCGUAAUUAUCAUUGUUAUUAUUUUGCUUUGUACCGAUUAGACUGUAAUGAAAAAAAAAAUUAAUGUAAGAUGUAUAAAACAAAGUAUACAAUACAAUACAUUAAAUAUCGUUAAAUAAUGUACAAUUAGAAGAAAAAUAUAUAUUUAUUUUAUUGAGUU
Cotesia glomerata is the source of this 2346-nucleotide messenger RNA. RefSeq lists its product as uncharacterized. The record is from RefSeq and is a predicted model, not a curated record. The transcript is spliced from 4 exons. Lineage: Eukaryota; Metazoa; Arthropoda; Insecta; Hymenoptera; Braconidae. The coding region runs from base 413 to 814 and encodes 133 amino acids.